AGAAGGAAGGGGGAGGGGAUGUGACCGAGCAGACGGCUCUGUUCUUUAAACGCCUCUUUUUUUAGGUCCCACAAUAUGGUGUGUGCCACUAAACACUCCUGAUGGAAUUUAAUGUAAUUAUCGGAUUAAAGUCCUGCCUCUCAGAAGCUGGAAUUAUUAUUCUUCUUUUUUACUCUGCCGACUGAGAUCGUUUUGUGCUUUUUAUGCACACUGUGGUGGUUUAGUCUGAGUUGCACUGGUCAUUACGUUUUCCAGUACAUAUGAAUUACUCCGUCUAAAAGUGGAGCGAUUACGCACGGGUUCUCCAAGACGCACGGACUCUCCAAAACGCGCGGUCUCAUUGGACUGAAGAGGAGAUGCCAACUUCAAAGCUAACAAAAUAAUAUUAUUGUAGUAACUGGAACUGUGAUUCUCUCAGGAGUUACACCAAACAUAUCCACAGACAUCCAUCUCUUCUGUUAUGUCUGUCUCCUCUCUGCCGGAAUGGAAGCAACUCCUGCUGGACAAGAAGAGGAGAGAGGAGGAGGAGCGAGAGAGGAGAGAGAAAGAGGAGGAGCAGAAGUUGGCCAGCAUGCCUGCUUGGAAGCGAGGGAUCAUCCAGAGGAGGAAGGCAAAACAAGAAGUGAUGGGCGACAAAGACAGAGAGAAGGACAGAGAUGUUUGUUUUGUUCCGGUGGACUUCAGGUCGUCCUCUGAUGGUCUGAGUGACACAGACAGCUCUGUCACGCUCACUGUGGGAAGUGAUCCAUCGCUUAGUCCAGAUCCAGGACACUGGCUGGAUGCAGACACCAAAUCACUGUGUCAGGUUUCUGCAGAGACCAUCGUUCCCAUCCAUGAAAAUCCAUUCAUUCGCACACAGAGUGUUCGGAGAAAGAGUAGGGAUGCUGAGGCUAGAGGAAAUGACCCAGAUGUCAAAGAAAAACAGAAAGACGGGCAUAGCCCCAGAGGCCGUGAUGGAGAGCCAAGAAGGGGGAGAGAUAUUGAGCUGAAAAUCGAGAGGUUUAGAGACGUGAGCGAGGGACGAGAUACAGAGAAAAACAGGGACAGGAGCCAAGGAAGAGACAAGACUGAGGGAUGGGAAAAGGAGGUACACGAGGAGCAAAAUGACAGCAGGAAAAAGGAGAAAAGCCAAUGGAAAGAGUCAGUCCAAGAUGAGAAAAAGAGGAAAGAAUUCCAGAAAGUAAAGAAAGACGAGGAGAAAGACACAGAACCUUCCAUCCCUGCAUUUGCACCCCCGAUCACUUGUCUUCACACCAUCCGGGCUAACAACAUCAUCAUUAUUGGAAAGGAUCGGACAGGUAGCGAUGAAAGGAGGAGUGGGUGGAGGGAGACAGAGAGGGAGAAGCCUAAGGAAGACCAGCAUGGGAAAACAGGGACAAGGAUGGACCUCAGGGAGAUCCUAGCAGGAGGAGGGAGUGUCACUGAGAUCCGAGCUUCAGAGGUUCUACUCAUAAAGCCGCCUGCCGGCUCUGAAGAAAAGAAUACAGUUAUCAGAGAAAAGGCUUGGGGUAGAGAAGAGGGAGAGUGCCCUGUGGAUGAAAAGAGGGAUAGAGAGAGCAGUAAGGAGCAAGAGAGACCUCGGGGUCAAGCAACAGUCAUUAAAGAAGCCAAGAGGGAAAGAGGUGAUGAUAAUGUGUUUGUGGAAAAAGGAGGGAGGGUCAGCCAGCUGCUGAGUAAAUUCGGACAACGUCGCAAUCCUCCAUCUCGAUCCACGAGUUCAGAUAAUUUCCUCAGACCUGCCAGGAGAAAAUCCUCAGAGAAUGAUGAGGAUGAUGAUGAGCACCACCAGGUGUGGAUGGCAGAUUGGAGAUACACAGCGGUAGAAAAUGUGCCCAAACGCUCAUUUAGCUUCUCUGACCGAGUCAUUUGUGCAAAGGAGAAUGGGUUGGAUGAAGGUUACCAUGAGAGAAAAAUGCAUGAUAGGAUACACUCGGACAAAUAUGUGGCCCCGGGGUUACACGGAACAGGCUUGUGGAAAAAGGAAACGGCGGCAAAAAACAAACUUGAAUGUCAGCGCCAUUUAACCAAACAUGGAGAUGGAAUUUCAAAGAAUGACCACCACACAGAAAUAAACAAGGCAGAAACACUCAUUCCCAUUCAACAGAAAACAGAAGUGAUGACUUGUGUGAAUGCAGGUGACAGGAGUGCGUCAGAGAAGACGGACAGUGCAGACGGAGAGAAGGGCUUCACAGUAGCAAUGGUCAAAAACAGAGAGGGAAUCUCAUUUGCCAGAAGAGUGGCCAUCAGGCAGGAUGGGAAAGCAAGAGCAUCUGAACGACAGGUGAAAAGUGCAGAAAAAGAGCAGAUUGUAGAGACAAAGACCGAGCAGGAAGGAAUAACUGAACCGCUGGUUGGUGAUAUUUGGAGAGAAGAGGAACUGGACAGGAGAAUCCCGGGUCUUGUCAUGGAAGCAUCAGGAGUGUGCACCAUUCCAACAACAUCUGGUAAUGAUCUCUACAGCCAUGAGAGCUCUGAUCUUCUCUGUGAAGUAGCAGAUUGCGCUGGAGAUUCCCACAGACAAUCCAUUCCAACACUUUCGUCCAAACAGAAAGAGGAUCUUUGUAAAAGUGAACAAACAGAAGAAACAGCUAUUUGUGGCAGUGAUGAAGGAGAAACAUCUUAUGGGGCUGCUCGUGAAACAACCAAGGAUAGCAGACAGGAGGUGGAGAUUUACGGCGAGAACAUUAUUCAUGAUGUAACCCCCAAGUUGUCAAAAAGGAUUAUUACCCCUGUGGGGAUCCCUCCAGGGCCAUGCGGAAUUCAAAUCCCCAGAACUGUGUUUUAUGUUGCAGAGGAAAUGAUGGAGAGGAAAACUGUGAGCAGCCAAAGUGAGGAGGUGCAAGACUGGAAAGGAGGGAGAGGGAAUGAGAAAAGGGAUAGUUGGAGAAUCGGAAAACCGUUGAGUCGCAUUGAAUCUCUUAGGGAGAAAAUCAGGCAGAGAGAGCUGGAGAGAUUGAGAGAAAAAGAAGUACAGGAUGGAGACAGGAUCGAGGCGGUAGAGGGUGGUGAUGCUCUGGCAGCACUUGAGAGGGGAAGUGAAAUAGAGGACGAGUGGGAGGCUGCAACUCAUGUAUGCAAGAGAGUGCUGGAACCAGAGAAGGGACAGGAAGGCCUUGCAGCACAGACAUCCACGACUGCGUCUGACAUCACGCGGGACAGCAGCGUGUUGAAAACCUGCCCUCAGCUUCCUGUUUUUGCCGCCAGUGGAGAGGAAGCAACAAGCGGUUACGCCACUGCUGUUCUUGAAGCUAUCGCCGGCAGCUUCCACGUAUCUGAUGAUGAAGAUGACCCACUGAAACGUGAGGAAGAGCAGUUGAGUGACCACACGGACUGGCAGAGAGAUCGCGACACCACAAAAGACGAAAGGGAAGAGGAAGAAGAGGAGCUCUCAGAGAAGGAGGACGGUGAAUAUACAUCGCUUCUUGUUCCUUCACCAAGUCUGUCCCCCUGUCUACCUCAAACCAGCUCUCUUCCAGCCAUGAGUCGGAUCUACAACUUAGAAGCUGUUGGUUCACGAACAGGUUUGGGUUUGCGGCAGAGGACUGGAGAGAUCCCAUCAGUGCACCUUGUUAAAGUAAAACCCAUUGUGUCAAAUGGAAGACUGGAACCACGUCUCAAUGAGACAUGUGAGGCAAAACAAUUACAGGCUGUGGCAAAACAUAGAGAAAACAAAGUACUUUCGAGUGAGGACAUGUGUGGGGUUCAGUCAAUACAACGGCAGAUGGAGCAGUUUCAGAUGAAAGAGCAGGAAGCGGUGAAGUCUACACAUUUUCCUUGCACCUUGCCAGAUACACAUCUUAGGGACCAAGAGUCAAAAGGGCAGCAAAGCCCCAGAGGAGUGUUAAUGCAACAGGUGAAGGACAGUGAGGUGAAGACACAGCAGAAGGACCAGCGAACAUCAGAAGUGAGCUCCAGAAUAUCUCCAACAUCUCAGCUCACACAAGUCCCAUCGAAACAGACCACUAGCAUCACCUCUGCAUCUCUCAGGAGCCAGUCCCCGGACAAUUCUCUCAAACUCUCUGACUAUGCACCCACCCCAGCCUCCUCGCCGAGCUCCCUAUCUCCUGCCCAGUCUCCUAGAGAGUCUCCAUCAUCUAACCCUUCUCCUACACACUUCUGCAUCCGGAGUGCCUCUGGAGGAAAAGCAAAGAGAGGUGCCACCAUUACAAUUACCCCCAAGAAGACUGCCAGAGGAGGAGUGAAAGCGGUCACACCCACAGGGUCCACAACAACAAAGACCCCAGCGCUGCAGGCCCAGAGUGCCUCUGCUGAGCCACCAAAAAAGAAAUACCCCACAGUGGAGGAAAUAGAAGUGAUAGGCGGAUAUCAGAAUCUGGAGAAGUCCUGUUUAGUCAAGAACAAAGGGUCUCCAAAGAAAGCGGCAAAAGUGUAUUUUGACGAGGAUCAGCUGGAGCAGGUGUGUGAGUACCCCUCAGAGUCGUCCAUGCUGGCAUGUACCCCAUACCCUCAUGACCUGGGCAACGAUGGGAAACCACAAGCAGAGGAGCCAACAGAAGAACAAAUGGAGGAGGAGCGAGUCAUGACCAAAACCACAAAGAAUGUGUGGAUGUCAACAGCUCGAGUUCUAAGAGCGGAUGAGGCUUGCCCUUGAUAGAAGACAACCAGCUCAAGAAAUUCUUAUGCAAUGAGAUCACCCGUGUUUUACUGAACAACACUGUUUCAUUGUCAUCAUGUUUAAUAUUACUUGGAUUUUAUGCAUAAUCAGUUUUUGGUGUCAUCAUGACAAAUGAGUGUUGUGCAAAAAAAGUACAUUAAAAUGUGGUUGAUGGAGUUGA
Messenger RNA from Thalassophryne amazonica, 4796 nucleotides. RefSeq names its product protein phosphatase 1, regulatory subunit 18 (gene ppp1r18). The record is from RefSeq and is a predicted model, not a curated record. Gene Ontology annotation, molecular function: phosphatase binding. The transcript has 4 exons. NCBI's taxonomy places the organism in Eukaryota, Metazoa, Chordata, Actinopteri, Batrachoidiformes, Batrachoididae. Bases 461 to 4612 code for a protein of 1383 amino acids.